AUGGCUGACCAAAACCAGUACACGCCGGACAAGUUGGCCCAGGACAUGGCCAAUGCCAACGUCUCUGCCCAGGCAGGCCAGUACAACCCAAAUGCUGCCCAGGCGUUUGUGCCGCAAGGCGGCUACAGCCAGUACCAGAACUACCAAGGCCAAGGCUAUAAUCAGGGCCAAGGCUAUAAUCAGGGCCAGGGAUACAACCAGUACCAGAAUUACCAACAGGGUAACAAGGGCGGGUACAACAACCAGUACAACCAGUACAACAACCAGUAUAACCAGUACACCCCUCCGAACGGCCAGUUCGGAAACCAGUACACCAACCAGUCCUACAGCGGCUACCAGCAGCAGCCCCAGCAGGCCCAAGGCAUGUCCUUGGCCGACUACCAGAAGCAGCAGGGCGCGUCGCUGGCGAGUUUGAACAAGCCCAAGAAAACCUUGAAGUUGGCCUCGCUGGCGGGCAUCAAGUUGGCCAACGCCUCCAAGCCUGCAGAGAAGAAGCCGGAGCCCAAGGACGAGGCCAAACAGCAGCCCGCCCCGGCCGCAGAGCCGAAAGCAGAGGCCCUGAAAGAGGCGCUCAAGGAGCCCAAGAAAGAGGCCUCGAAAGAGGCUGCAGACGCCAAGCCUGCAUCCAAGCCCAAGGCCGCCAAGCCGGCCUCCCUGGGCUCCAAAUCCGCCGUCUCCACCAAAGAGCUGACGCCCGUGCCGACCGCGGACGCCGUGGCCAAGGCGCAGGAAGACGAGGUCGACGAGGAGGUCGUCAAGGACUUGUUUGGCGGCAAGGAUCACGUGUCGAUCAUCUUCAUGGGCCACGUGGAUGCAGGCAAGUCCACCAUGGGCGGCAACAUCUUGUACUUGACCGGCGCCGUCGACAAGAGGACCGUCGAGAAAUACGAGCGUGAGGCCAAGGAUGCCGGAAGACAGGGUUGGUACUUGUCCUGGGUCAUGGACACCAACAAGGAAGAGAGAUCCGACGGUAAGACCAUUGAGGUCGGCAAGGCCUACUUCGAGACGGACAAAAGACGCUACACCAUCUUGGACGCGCCCGGACACAAGAUGUACGUGUCGGAAAUGAUCGGCGGAGCCUCGCAGGCCGACGUGGGAAUCUUGGUCAUUUCCGCCAGAAAGGGUGAGUACGAGACCGGCUUCGAGAAGGGCGGCCAGACAAGAGAGCACGCGUUGUUGGCCAAGACCCAGGGCGUCAACAAGAUGGUUGUCGUUGUCAACAAGAUGGACGACCCCACCGUGGAAUGGUCCGAGGAGCGGUACAAGGACUGUACGACCAAGCUCGGCCAGUUCUUGAAGAGCAUUGGCUACGCUAAAGACGACAUCAUCUACAUGCCCGUGUCCGGGUACACGGGCGCGGGCUUGAAGGACCGCAUCUCCAAGGACGUGUGUCUGUGGUACGACGGGCCUUCGUUGCUCGAGUUCUUGGACAACAUGAAGACGGUCAAUCGUCACAUCAACGCGCCCUUCAUGUUGCCUAUUUCAGGUAAAAUGAAAGACAUGGGCCUUGUUGUCGAGGGUAAGGUCGAGUCCGGCCACAUCAAGAAAAACGGCUCCUUGUUGAUGAUGCCUAACAGAUCGUCCGUAGAGGUUGUGACCAUCUACAACGAGACUGAGCAAGAAUGUGACGCCGCAUACUGCGGUGAGCAGAUCAGAUUGAAGCUCAAGGGCGUUGAGGAAGAGGACGUGCAGCAAGGUUACGUCUUGACCUCCCCCAAGAACCCUGUCAAGACCGUGACACGCUUCGAGGCGCAAAUCGCCAUUGUCGAGUUGAAGUCCAUUUUGUCCAACGGCUUCUCAUGUGUCAUGCACUUGCACACAGCCAUCGAGGAGGUCAAGUUCAUUGAGUUGAAGCACAAGUUGGAGAAGGGUACCAACAGAAAGUCCAAAAAGCCACCCGCGUUUGCCAAGAAGGGUAUGAAGGUUAUUGCUAUCUUGGAGGCCAGCGAGGCUGUGUGCGCUGAGACGUACAACGACUAUCAGCAAUUGGGUAGAUUCACCUUGAGGGACCAAGGCUCUACCAUUGCUAUUGGUAAGAUCACCAAGUUGUUAUAA
Molecule: messenger RNA, 2055 nt
Organism: Metschnikowia bicuspidata var. bicuspidata NRRL YB-4993
Lineage: Eukaryota; Fungi; Ascomycota; Pichiomycetes; Serinales; Metschnikowiaceae
Gene: SUP35
Product: translation termination factor GTPase eRF3
Exons: 1
Coding region: 1-2055 (684 amino acids)
Biological process (GO): translation; nuclear-transcribed mRNA catabolic process, deadenylation-dependent decay; translational termination
Cellular component (GO): translation release factor complex
Molecular function (GO): translation release factor activity; GTPase activity; GTP binding
Source: RefSeq, a predicted model, not a curated record